Piliocolobus tephrosceles (Ugandan red Colobus) is the source of this 1578-nucleotide messenger RNA. Its product is annotated as WAS/WASL-interacting protein family member 3-like. The transcript is spliced from 2 exons. Lineage: Eukaryota; Metazoa; Chordata; Mammalia; Primates; Cercopithecidae. The record is from RefSeq and is a predicted model, not a curated record. The coding region runs from base 22 to 555 and encodes 177 amino acids.
CUGGAGACUCGGGGACAGAAGAUGCACUGGAGGGGAGAGAAUGGAGCGUCGGACACCAGAAAAACUUUCGGAGAUUCGGGGUGGAAAAGAAGGCGUGAAGAGAGAAGGCUCAGCGGGGUAGGAGGGGCGGGGGCGGAAGCGGGAGGAGUCCCUGAGCUGCGGCCGCCCCUCCCCGCGCUCCACUCGGCGGCCCCGGGCCCUCCUCCGCCUCCUCCUCCUCUCCCUCCUCUUUCUCCUCCUCCCGGUGUGGAUGGCUGCGGCCAGUAUCGGAGCUCCAACCGCGCUGCCGCCCCCAGACUCCCUCCUCUUUCUGACUGCUGUUAUUUGGGCUGCUGCCCCCUUCCCGCUCCCUGGGACCUCAGCUCGGACCUCAGCCGGCGCCUGCAGCCCGGAGUCCCCUCCUGCCUUGGAAGGAAGGCAAGGAGUCAGGCCACCGGGCCACAGCCGCGGGGGCACCACACUGGCCCAAACAUUUCCUGCAGGUAUGACCAUUCACUGGGUAUCGGGGUUGGGUCCCUUGGGCCCACAAACCUCGUGGGUACAGGGAAAAAUUAAAAUAUAUUCCUCCUUAGGAAUGCACUGUUUCUGUUGGUUUGGCAUCGUUUUAUUUUUAACUCCUCUAACUGUGCUUUCUUCUAAGAAUAAUGAUACUUUAUGUAAUUAGCGUUUCUAAUAUCUAAAGACAGAAAAAGGAAGAAAAUAAUAAACGGAAGAGAGAGAAUACUUGCUAAAAAUACUAAUUUUUGACUUCAGUCCACACCCGACUGUUUUCCUGGGAGAUAGAAGUUCAGUGUAGUUUGUUUUCAGACUAACCGCAAACACGAUUACAGCCUCCUCCAGGCUAGAAGUUUUAGUUUGCCUGACAUGCACCACACUGUUGAUAUUCCCAGCCUGGCAUUCCCGUCUGCAUAGCUCCAGUCUCCCUCCCAACUCCCCCACUCCCACUUUCUUUCUCAUAAAAGGGAGCUGUGAAAACAAGGCAAUGGGAGAGGCUCAAAUGAGCUGGACCACAUAAUAAAAACAGCCCUACUUAUUUUAAUCCUGAAGAUAUGGCCUCCCCUAGACUCUGAUUGGGUGGAAGAAAUGUUUAGUUCAUUUGUGUGGUUUUUAUGUCAGUAGUUAUUAUGAUUGAAUCAGUGUUUCCAUGACAGGCUUGCUUCUCUGGGCACGAUGGGGAGCCUAUUAAUUCUCGGAUGGGUCUGGACAGAUCAAGUCUGGAGUCUGGAGAGAUUUUUCAGGGCUUGACCUGGGGCUGAUAUUGCAAACCUCUGCACACUCACUCACAACCAGAGCAGCGGGGAGCAGCCUGAGCUGGGGUUUUCUUCCACAUAAGGUGGGAAGAAAAAGCUCUACUGAGGAGCGAACUGGGUGAGCAUGGUUGCUGGGGGAUGUUGAAUUUUUACGUUUUUAGGAAGAACACACUUCUCAAAACUUUAGCCACUCCUGUUUCCAUACAAACAAUAAAUGUGGUUGUAACAAAUGUAGUAGAUCAGAUUCUGAGCAACUCCUUAAAAAGCAGGUCCAAGUAUUAGACCAUUUGGAAAUAAAGAUUUUAUUUUAUUUGAGUUCUACUGGAAA